This is a messenger RNA of Thalassophryne amazonica, 1719 nucleotides long. RefSeq names its product SH3 and SYLF domain containing 1 (gene sh3yl1). The record is from RefSeq and is a predicted model, not a curated record. The transcript is spliced from 11 exons. Gene Ontology annotation, cellular component: ruffle membrane. Gene Ontology annotation, molecular function: phosphatidylinositol binding; protein binding. Lineage: Eukaryota; Metazoa; Chordata; Actinopteri; Batrachoidiformes; Batrachoididae. The coding region runs from base 142 to 1263 and encodes 373 amino acids.
CAGGUGAAGCGGAAGUUGAACGUGACGUGGGGUCGUGGCGCGCGCUGCUCUCCCAUCCGCCGGCAGCAACGCAAAGAAAAUUUGACCGGUUGUUCCAGUUUCCAGGUGGUUUCGUCGCUGCUCAAAAUAAACGUCCUGUUUAUGUUACUGACCGGACUGACUACAUACAUCACGGGUGGUGCAUGUUGUGCGAAACAUGCGCAAUUUGCAGUUUUGAGGCAGCCAUGUUACAUUUUGGGAUGGUUGAACAACCCGAUCCCCUCCAACCUGAAGUCUGAGGUGAAGAAAGCUGCCAAGAUCCUCCGAGAGUUCACAGAGAUCUCCAACAGGAACGGACCGGACAAACUCAUCCCCGCUCAUGUGAUCGCGAAGGCAGAAGGUCUGGCCAUCAUCUCUGUCAUCAAGGCCGGCUUCAUGUUCACAGCGAGAGGAGGCAGCGGCAUAGUCAUCGCCAGGCUGGCCGACAGACGCUGGUCAGCACCUUCUGCCAUUGGCAUCGCUGGUCUGGGAGGAGGUUUUGAGAUCGGAGUCGAGGUGUCGGACCUGGUGAUCAUCCUGAACCAGCGCCGAGCCAUUGAGGCUUUCACGAAAGGUGGGAACCUGACGCUGGGCGGGAACUGCACGGUGGCGGUGGGGCCGGUCGGCAGGAGCGUGGAGGCUGACGUGGCUCUGCGCAGCACGGCGGCGGUCUUCACCUACUGCAAGUCCAGAGGUUUGUUUGCUGGAAUUUCUCUGGAGGGAUCGUACCUGAUCGAGCGCAAAGACACAAACCGCAAGUUCUACUGCCAGGAUAUCCGGGCAUCUGCUAUUUUAAAUGGUGACGUGGAGCCGCCGCCAACGUGCUACGACCUGUACCACAUCCUGGACAUCUACACCGAGGCCUACACCACCGACUGGACCAGCAAGAAUCUGCGACCAUUGGGUUCUUUUCCUCCUGCCAGACCACCACCCAUUCAGAGAGCCCCGCCCCCUCAGAGAGCCCCGCCCCCUCAGAAAGCUCAGACGUUUGACUCCGGUGCCAGUAAACCCGUCCUCUAUCCCAGUCUGUCCCUCUACAAACCCCAGACCUCAGGUGGCGCCAGUGGACUGCUAGUUGUCACGGCAACCCAUCCGUUCACAGGUCAGCAGCCCGGCGACCUGAGCUUCGUCCCCGGUGAUCGCAUCACCGUCAUCACCAAGACGGACUCGCAGUACGACUGGUGGGAGGGGCAACUGCCGGACGGACGGGUGGGCAUCUUCCCAGCCAACUUCAUCACGUACUGAGUGCUCCCUCUGGUGUUCAGAUGGAGAAACUACAGGAAGCCAGAAUGGUCAACACAAGAUUUAUUUGUAGGAUUUACUCAUUUUUAAUGCUUUACCUGAAAAUAAGUCAUAAACUUCAUCUAGACACAUAAAUGAAAAUCUAACUAAAAUCUAAAAUGGAUUUUUAAAUAUUUAAAAAGCAAAUGUAUAUUUUUACAUCUACACUUUAAAGACUGGUGUCACACUGAACGUAGUUUUUGAAGACUGUUCUUACACUUGGUGUUUAGAUUUUGGGUUCUGUGAUUUUUGAACAAAACGUUAAAUUAUUGAAGUGCACACAAAUCAAACUCUGCAUGUGACUAAAGUUAGACUUGUGAGGAAAUCUUUCACAAUUUAAAAUGUAUUGUUUUCUUAGUAUUUAACUUGUUACUGUUAAACUCUGUAAUGUCUUUGCUGCAAUAAAAGGAACAACUUUUA